This is a messenger RNA of Symbiodinium natans, 1581 nucleotides long. Lineage: Eukaryota; Dinophyceae; Suessiales; Symbiodiniaceae. The record is from the annotation of a GenBank genome assembly.
AUGGCGAAGAGAAGCGGGGCCGAGAAGAAGAGUGCCCGGAAAAAAAGUUGGGAGCUGAAGCACCUGAAGAAGAAGCUGAAGAAGGAGAAGAAGAAAAGGCGAGCUGCCAAGAAGAAGGCGAAGAAGGAGACCUGCAGCUCUUCGUCGUCGACGACCAGCCCAGCAACAGACGGAGGGCAGAAGGGCGGGCUGGCAGGGGAGAAGAAGUGCCCUCUAGCAGCCGAGAUGGCGGCAAUGUCCAGUGGCGAGGAAGCCAGAAUUGGAGCCGUGGGCAAACGUGGCAUUCCGAGAGGGGCAGAGGCUGGGACCAGCACGGUUACGGCUCCAGCAGUGGCCGUGCUGCUGAUGGACAAGGAGGAAGAGGAAGCCAGCACCAGUCUGGAGGCCGUAAUGCCAACAACAGUGGUGGUGGUGGUGGUGGCGGCUGGCAGAGAAGUGACUGGAGCCGACGAUCGAAUUGGUGGUCGUCGAGCAACCGCCAGUCCAGUGGUGAUGGCGGUGGUGGCGGCUGGGGAAGAAGGUGGAGAGACUUUCAAUGCUGCAGCUGCCACUCCGGUACCCGCCCCAGCAGGCGAAGGAGUCAUGCCGAAUGCAGGGGGCAAUGCCGGCCCGGUUGCGGAGACGGUGCAUGUUGAAGAGAUAGCGACCCCGGCAGAAGAUGAUGCUGCAGCUACGGGCCCGGCGGCAGCAGUCCCCAAAGCUGUGAUCCCGAAAGCUCCGGCGGCAUUGCCGAAGUCCCCUCCUCCUCCGGAGCUGCUCGAGGCAGUGGCUGCCAUGCCGAAGUUGCCGGCAGCUGGAGCUCCGACUGUGGCAGUGAAAGCUCCGCCGGUUCCACUGCUUUCUCCUUCGGUUCCUCGGCAUGCGAUUACAAACUUGGUCUAUCCUCUGCAAGAGCUUCAAACACUAGAGCAGGUAUUGGCCUGGCAGCGAUGGAUUAACUCGGGACCUACACAACCUCAAAUCCUCAGUGAAGUCCAAGAAUUUGUUCGUUGCAACAGGAACAGUCCGCUUUUCGUCUGCUCCAAUCAAACCGAGGAAGUCAGCUGCCCGCUACCUGCGUGUUUGAUAUGUCUAUCCAGCUCUUGGAUAUGCUGUCAGCCAACCCGGCGGCGUCUGCUGGUUUUGGAGAACGGGCACUUGCUCGAAUGUGGCCACGGGCCAUUCCACGCCGAAUGCCUCAGGCGUAUGGUGGCAUCGUCCCGGCCAUCAUCGCCAACCUGUCCGAUUUGUCGAGCCGAAGUGAGCCCAGCCUGGGCUGGCAACAUCAUGACAGGAGCAGCUCGAGACCUGCCGAAGUUCGUCCUUGCAGAGGCAGCAAAUCCACAGGUGCCCGGCAGGGGCAUGGGCGUCCGGUUGCCCCCUCGGGACGACAGCCUGCCGGCAGCAUCCAUGGAAGGCACAACUUCCUCGGCGGCAACUGGGGCCGGAAGCAGCAGACCGCCGCCUGAGCCCGCCUCUGGAAGUGGGAGAUUAGAAGAAGAAGCCGAUGAUGCUGCAGGUGCUGGUGGUGCGGCAGCUGUUGUGUUUGGCCCUUCUCCCCGACCGGAGGGCUUUGAAAGCCCGGAGGAGGCAGAUGAGUGA